AUGUAUGAUGUCACAAACAUCCUUGACAUAUGUCAACUUGAAGCUGACAAGCACAAGGAAUCUAAAUGUGGUAGCAUGGUAGAGACGGCUUCGGGAUGCUUGCAACCAUUGCUCCUCUGCCUGCGGAAUCCUCUAUUUACGCACAAGAUAGGAAGCCGCAUCAAGGAGCUGAACCAGCAGCUAGAAGACAUCCACAAGGAGGUGGACAAGUACAUGUUCAAUAUUGGCCUUGGUUCCAACCCAGAGCCAAGAAAUCUAACUGCUGCUGAGUUAUCCAGCUCUAGGACAAGUUCAAAGUUCGACAAGCGGCAUGGCCUAAGGAUAAUAAUCGAAAAUGCUGGGGGAGACCAUGGUGGGAAGCACAACAAAAGCACUCUGACGGAGACCCUCAUCAACAACCUAUCAACUGGCAGGUUUCUGCUGGUGAUGGAUGAUGUGUGGAGUCAUGAUGCAUGGAACCAUGUGCUUAGUGUCCCAGUCAGAAAUGCCAGCAAGAAAUUACCUGGAAGCCGGGUCCAUGUCACUACAAGAUCUGCACACUUACCUCAACAGAUGCAAGCCCCCCUGCACCAACAUCGUGUUAGGCCUCUAGAGAAUGAUGAUGCUUGGUCAUUGCUCAAGAAGCAGCUGCAGCCUAACCAGGUAGCCGUAAUUGAUCAACUGAAAACUAUUGCGAUGGAAAUUAUUGAAAAUUGUGAUGGCUUACUAGUUGCAAUUAAAAUGAUUGGAGGUCUCUUGAGCACAAGAUACCCAAGUGAAGAAAUCAUUAGAGAUGUAGUAACUCAAAUGUGGAUUAGUGAAGGAUUUAUCCAAGCUUUGGAUGGUAGUAGUACUAUUUCACAAGAGUAUGAGUUCGAGGAGAUGGCAACUGAGUCCUACCGAGAGUUAAUAAAGAGGAACCUUAUACAACCUACAAAAGAAUAUUCUCUCACUGGAUACGGGUGCACCAUGCAUGAUGUGGUCCGCACUUUUGCUGAAUAUGUGGCAAGAGAAGAACCAUUAGUGGUGAUUGGCAGAGAACAGGCUGCUACCGGUGGUGUUGGUGGCGGUGGGAUUCAUGUCCGUCGCCUCUCUGUAGAACAAACCGUAUCAGUAGUGGAAUGGGGCAUUCUGCAAAGGCGAGAAUCACAUAGGACAUUAAUUAUAAAUUCUAGAGUAAACUUUGAUCUUCCUGGUUUUUUGCUAGGUAGUUUCUCUUGUCUGCGCGUACUGUACAUAUGGUCUGCUAACUCAGAUACCUUGGUUCCCUCUCUAUCAAAGCUGAAGCACUUAAGAUACCUUCACCUAGAGGAUACUGAUAUAUCUAGACUACCAGAUGACAUCCACAAGAUGAAGUUUCUACUUUACAUUAAUCUACUUGGCUGUAAGAAAUUGGGCCACCUUCCUAGCAAAAUCAUUAAACUUGUGCAUCUAAGAUCUCUUGACACCAGUAGUUCAAAUAUCGGUGUAGUGCCCAAGGCUUUUGGUGGGUUAACAAAUCUAAGGUUAUUUUAUGGGUUCCCAGUACAAAUGGACAUGGAUGCUAGUGGUAGUAGCGGUUGCAGUUUGCAAGAGCUGGCACCUCCUUCUCAGCUUAGAAUUGAAAGCUUACACUCAUCAGUAGAGUUUAAGAGCCUGAGAUAUUUAUGGCUGCAGAACCUGCCUUGCUGGACCCAUCUCCCUGAUGGUCUGUGCUGCCUCCCAAGUUUAGAAAUGCUUACCAUCAUAGAUGCGCCAGCCAUCAAGCGUAUUGGGCCCCAAUUCCAAGCGUCAUCCUCCAUGGCAGCUGGAGGUUCCACUGCUAGUACAUCUGCACCGUUUCCUAAACUGAGACAGCUGUAUUUGGAUGGACUAUGUGAGUGGGAGGAGUGGGAUUGGAACGACUGUGAGGAGCAUAGGGACAUGGAAACUACCAUAGCCAUGCCUUGUCUUAGAGAACUAUACCUGUACGAGCUCUCCAACCUGACACAUGUGGAGAACUUCCCUUCAGUUGUGGAUCUUGAUGUGUUUGACUGCCCUGAGCUGAAGAGGAUCAGCGGACUCCCCAUGUUGCAGAAGAUUAGGAUCGUUCACUGCACAAAGCUGGAGGUUCUAGAAGGUGUACCAGCACUCGACAGCCUUGAACUGGAGGACCCCACCAUGGACACGCUUCCGGAAUACCUGCGAGAUGUAAGCCCAAGGUAUCUCGAGUUGAUUUGCAACAAGAAGCUACAUGCAUCCUCCUUAACACCUGGUAGCUCUGAAUGGAACAAGAUCAGCCACAUUAAAAAACACAACAUUGUCUGCAUCAGAGAUUGA
Miscanthus lutarioriparius is the source of this 2277-nucleotide messenger RNA. The record is from the annotation of a GenBank genome assembly. Lineage: Eukaryota; Viridiplantae; Streptophyta; Magnoliopsida; Poales; Poaceae.